CGUAGUUUUUCAAAAUGGCAAUAACUUCUCCGAAACGGUUAGAAUCAUCCCUUGGUGGCGGCAUGUCUCGGUCGACCUACAUUCGUAUUUACAUCAGCUCCUGCCUGCUGGGUAUCAUCAAUAACAACGGUUACACUCUAGUAAACGCUGUAGCUGCUGAUCUCGCAUUCCGUUAUGGCAAGGUUAAUUUCAUGAGCCUGUUCACGACGGUGCUCCUCGUUGGUUGUUUCGGUAUGACUAUUCUUCACUCGAGAGUUGCCUUUCGAUUUUCAUUCAAGCAACGCAUUUUCUUCACCCUGUGCUGUCAGACUCUUUCCUACGGUCUGCUGGCAGUAGCUGCUAUUCUUACUAACCCCAAUUUCGGCUUUGCCCUGUCCUUGAUCGGGACUGUCCUCACUGGCUUUGCCCAAGCCAUUGGAGAGGUCAACAACAUAUCCCGACUUCAUAGGCUUCCGGCCACGCUCAUCGGGGCGUGGGGUGCUGGCACUGGUCUUGCUGGCAUCGUUGGUCCGUUGAUAUACUCCGUCCUAGUGGCCGCUGGGGUCCACUACUCGUAUGUCAUGCUGGGAAUGAUCAUAACAAUACCAAUCUACUGGGUGUUGUUUUCUUAUAUAAACAACAAGGCCGAUUCUUGUUCCAGUGUGGACGACCAUGAGGAGGCGACUUCCUCCUCUUCUGCUGCUAAGAGCAUGGUCAGUAGCAGUCUCUCCAUUAGCAGCAUCAAAGUGGCUUUAGCCAUGGCUGGGGGUAUCAUCAUCAACCUUACUGCAGUGUACUUCUUGGAGUACUGGAUCCUCACUGGCUUCCUCGAUAGAGCCUCGGUCGGCCUCCCUGCUGAUGCUUCCUCUUUUGCUCGCUCAACUGUACGCUUCUGCAACAUCUCGUACAACACUGGUGUUCUCAUAUCGCGAGCCUCGGUGACGUGGGUCCAGAUUAAACGAGUUUGGAUACCAACUCUUCUCCAGCUCGUCCUAGUGAUUUUCUGGGCUCUAGAAGCCAGUCUCCAUUUCAUCCGAGAUGGCGUUGCUGCCUACUCUACGAUGACGUGGAUAUACAUCUGCAUUAUGCUGAUAGUAGGCCUCAUGGGAGGCGCCUCUUACUCCAACUGCAUGUUCUUAUUCCAGC
Molecule: messenger RNA, 1125 nt
Organism: Perkinsus marinus ATCC 50983
Lineage: Eukaryota; Perkinsozoa; Perkinsida; Perkinsidae
Product: Protein btn1, putative
Exons: 1
Cellular component (GO): membrane
Source: RefSeq, a predicted model, not a curated record